Messenger RNA from Dermacentor andersoni, 655 nucleotides. RefSeq lists its product as uncharacterized. Gene Ontology annotation, molecular function: amine binding. Lineage: Eukaryota; Metazoa; Arthropoda; Arachnida; Ixodida; Ixodidae. The record is from RefSeq and is a predicted model, not a curated record. Gene Ontology annotation, biological process: symbiont-mediated perturbation of host defenses.
CUCCGCACGAAUAGCUUGGCGGUAUACAUCGGCUGCUUUUUAAUUGCGAUGACUAAAGCAACUGCGCAAGUGAUCAUCGCCGCUGUACUUUUGGUGCCUGCACUGGCAAAGCAGGAAUGUGGAUCCUAUGAGACCGACGCUUUUGAGGUCAUUGCAAAACUGGAACACACAUUCGCAGGGUUUUCGUCGGAUGACGAAGACACAUCACUUUUAUGUUCAACAGCCGACCUUACAUACUAUAAUGAAGACGCCGGGGAACUGCAAUACACAUUGCAUGUACCUGGCAUCACAGGGAAAGAAAAGAAGGAUGUCACUAUGAACUACAGUAAAACUACGUCUCCAGACGUGCUCACUCUGGUAGAAAACAAUGACACAGAUCACAUCUACACAGCCCAAAGCCUGUACAGUGACUUCAAAACAUGCUCCAUCUUUAAGUAUUAUGGGGAACAGGAAAAUUGCCUCAUGUGGGUGGCAAGAGGAUACGAGGAUGACGUACCCGACAUGUGCAUUCAUGAAUUUAAUUGUGCCUGUGGUCCUGCCAUCCCUCUGUAUAUCCAACACAUAUGCAAGAAUUCAUGAAACAGUGAAUAAACAGGAAGAAAACAUGUUGCACUAUUCAGUUAAACAAAGUGACAUGUUUGCCUCAAUAAAGAUG